This is a messenger RNA of Apis dorsata (giant honeybee), 1411 nucleotides long. Its product is annotated as soluble calcium-activated nucleotidase 1. Gene Ontology annotation, biological process: proteoglycan biosynthetic process. The transcript is spliced from 4 exons. Lineage: Eukaryota; Metazoa; Arthropoda; Insecta; Hymenoptera; Apidae. The record is from RefSeq and is a predicted model, not a curated record. Gene Ontology annotation, molecular function: GDP phosphatase activity; calcium ion binding; UDP phosphatase activity. The coding region runs from base 114 to 1313 and encodes 399 amino acids.
UUCGCUUGCAACGUUGACAAUUAUGGAGAAAAAAAUUAGGUUAUAUUAGGUUAGUUUUUAGUUAUUCAUUUAAAACAUAUAAAUUUGGUAUUAAUUUUCCAAUGUAACAUGAUAUGAAACGGACGCGAAUACAGAACGGAGACAUAGAAACCAUGUCCUAUUUACGUGACUGGAGACAAGCGUUACGUGCACCUCAUGUCUACAGAGUUGCUAAUAGUACUUUUCGCAUUCAGAGUCAAUAUUUAGCUUUAAUUUUUUUAUUAUUGUCUGUUCCUUUAUUCUUACUUGGAUUUCCUUUAUUACGCGGAGUUGUACAUCCUUCUUCAACGAAUCAUUUUUUAACACAAUGCAAAUAUUAUAAGUAUAAUAAGACAUACCCUUUAUCUGCUCCAGUCAAGACAUCUAAGGGUAUUACUUAUCGUAUAGCAAUAGUAAGUGAUCUUGAUCAUGAUUCCAAAAGUUCAGAUAAAAAAGAUACAUGGCAUAGUAUUAUGAAAAGUGGAAGUCUUUUUUGGAAUCCUAGCACAAAUUUUCUUUCCAUUGUUUGGGAUGACAGAAACCAAAUGUUAAUAUCGUCUUUAACUAUGAAAGGACGUGGUAUGGAAUUGUCUGAACUAGUUAUCUUCGAUGGACAUUUAUUAUCUUUUGAUGAUCGUACAGGAGUUAUAUAUUUUAUUGAAGGAGAAGAAGUUUAUCCUUGGGUUAUUUUAAUGGAUGGUAAUGGCAAAAGUUCAAAAGGAUUUAAAUGUGAAUGGGCAACUGUUAAAGAUGAACAUCUAUAUGUUGGUAGUAUGGGUAAAGAAUGGACUACUGCUUCUGGAGAAUUUCAACAUAACAAUCCUCUUUGGAUAAAAAUAAUAUCUCCACGUGGUGAAAUAUACUCUUUAAAUUGGAUUUCAAAUUAUAAACGAUUAAGACAAGCAAUUGAUAUUGAAUACCCAGGUUACAUGAUUCAUGAAUCAGGAGCUUGGAGUGAUAUCCACAAAAGUUGGUUUUUUUUACCAAGAAGAUGUUCUCAUGAUCAAUAUAAUGAAACUAAAGAUGAAACAAUGAGUUGUAAUAUAUUAUUGACUGCAGAUGAAAAUUUUGUAGAUAUUAAGGUUACUAAAAUUGGUAAUUUAAUUCCAAUUAGAGGUUUUUCAAGUUUCAAAUUUUUACCUGGUUCACAAGAUUCAAUUAUUAUUGCCCUUAAAACUGAGGAAUAUCAAGGGCAGACUGCUACAUACAUUAUGGCAUUUACACUUAAUGGAAAUGUAAUAAUGCCUGAGAUUAAAAUAAUGGACAAAAAAUUUGAAGGUUUAGAAUUUAUAUGACAUUCCACUUAAAGAUAUUAAAUUUUGGAAAUGUAAAUAAAUGUACAGGUUUUAUAGUUCCAUAUAUUGAACACGAAGUAAAGAGACUAUGUAAAUUA